CACUUCAACAUGGCGGAAAGCAAAGCGGAGGAGUUUGAGAGUUUGGAUCAGAUACUUAAUAAGCACAUUCCUUCUGACGAUUUACAACAUGUAAACAGACUGCUUUAUGGAAACAUGCCGAGUAAGCUGGAAAUACCAGCAGAAGCACUCAAGAUAAGUCAAGAGAAAGAUUUUGAAAUUCAAGGUUAUUGUAUUUCUGCUGCCAGAGAACAAUUACGUACUCCUCGAAUUGUGCGCAUUGGACUCGUACAGAAUAAAAUAGUUUUGCCGACCACAGCACCAGUGGCGGAACAGGUAGAAUCUCUUCAUCGUCGUAUCGGUGACAUUAUAGAGGCUGCAGCACUGUGUGGUGUUAAUAUUGUCUGUUUUCAAGAAACGUGGACUAUGCCAUUUGCUUUUUGCACCAGAGAAAAACAGCCAUGGUGUGAAUUUGCUGAGUCAGCAGAAGAUGGCCCCACAACAAAAUUUUGCCAGGAGAUAGCAAAGAGAUACAAUAUGGUGGUUAUUUCUCCUAUAUUGGAAAGAGACCUGAAUCAUGGCGAGAUCCUUGCUAAUACUGCUGUUAUCAUAUCGAAUACUGGCAAAGUUCUUGGCAAGAGUAGAAAGAAUCACAUCCCCAGAGUUGGCGACUUUAAUGAGUCUACAUACUAUAUGGAAGGUAAUACUGGACAUAGAGUUUUUGAAACGCAGUUUGGUAAAAUUGCUAUUAAUAUUUGCUAUGGUCGUCAUAUACCUAUUAAUUGGAUGAUGUAUGGUUUAAAUGGAGCAGAGAUUAUUUUCUGUCCCGCACGACUGUUGGUGCUUUGAGGUGAAUACAUAUGAACCAAUGUGGCGAUAGAGGGUAGAUGUGCAGCUAUUGCAAAUCAUUGUUUUACAGCCUCAAUCAACAGAAUCGGAACUGAAGUAUUUGCGAGUGAGUUCACCUCUGCUGAUGGAAAGAAAGCCCAUAAGGAUUUUGGACAUUUCUAUUUGUCAUUGAGUCGAACUCGUGAUGGAUUACUAGUAACUGAGAUGGAUUUAAAUCUUAGUCGUCAAGUUAAAGACAAGUGGUGCUUUGUGAUGAAUGGUAGAUUAGACAUGUAUGCAAAAGAGUUGUCUGACGUGACCAAAGAUGAUUAUAAACCCCCUGUAAUCAAAGAAUAAUAACAAAUUAUUAUUAAUUAACAAAUUAUUAUAAAUAUUAAUAUUAUCAUGGGUGUAUUGGAGUUUACCAUUAGAAUCUGCGUGAUGGUUGAAAAACUCUGCAUAUUGCAUAUAUGAUAUCGCUGUAAAUUGUUUUGGGCUUUCCAUAUGUGAGAGGUUUUUAGUUCAAGGCAUUUUCCUCAAAUUUGGCCCCAAUUUGCUGUAGUCAACUUUGAAUAGGACAAUUCCGAUAACUGCAUAAUGACUUGAAGACGAUACUAAAAGCUAUUAAACCAAAACGUUGCUUGAUCAUAUUUACUUGCAUGUACUCAUAUCUAUUGCCUAUACGCAGUGACAAAUAGCGACAACCAAAAAAAGUUAUGUCUUCCAGUUCAGCAAACGUGUGCAUUUUUUUGUAUUACUGGUUCAAGUGACGAUUUAGGAUUUAUUUUUUUAAUGAAAAUAGUAGUCUUGCUAUUUCCUGGUAAGUGACCUCCAUUUGCAGCUAUUUUGAGUGACAAAUUUUAUGAGAUACAAUUUGUAAAGUGUUGAAAAUAUUUGCCACUAUGCAUGGUUUUUCAAUAUUUAACUAUACCCACAAUGCAUCACUGAUUGUACCCAGUAACUACUGGUGAUCUGCUUUCAUAGGUCAUUUGACACAGCGUCCUUUAUUUGUGAGUGUGAAUUUGUAAUUUGCUUUGUAUCAAUAAUUAAAAAAGCUAAUGUGGUGAUGCAAGAAAAAUUAUAAUAAACAUAGCAAUAGUUACUAUGGGAACAAUGUACAUGAAUCACAUUGUGUAAGUGAUAAAAAUGUGUCAUGGUAUCUUUGGUGCUAAGUGAUUAUGUGAAAUGUACAAGUAUAUCAUGCAAUAAAUGACUAUAAACCA
This is a messenger RNA of Saccoglossus kowalevskii, 2009 nucleotides long. Its product is annotated as beta-ureidopropionase-like. NCBI's taxonomy places the organism in Eukaryota, Metazoa, Hemichordata, Enteropneusta, Harrimaniidae. The record is from RefSeq and is a predicted model, not a curated record. Gene Ontology annotation, molecular function: beta-ureidopropionase activity.